AUGCAUUUAUUGAAAACGACAACGCCUAGUGAUAAAGAUCUAAAUCGUAAGAAAUCAACUGUUUAUACCAGAACUGGUGACAAAGGCACUUCGAGUUUGUAUAAUGGUGAGCGUAGACCUAAGAAUGACAGUAUAUUUCAUGCAUUGGGGGAUAUCGAUGAAUUAAAUAGCAGUAUAGGUAUUGCGCAUCACUAUUGCAAGAAAGCUCGGAAUGGAUUGGAGGAUCGAUUAAUAUCGAUUCAAUGCAAAUUAAUUGAAUUGUCUUCAAAUAUCGCGACGCCUCGCAUAACUUCACACGAGAAUAAAUUAUCGUAUACAACCUUUGAUCCAACGAACGUUGAUACUUUGGAAUCAUGGAUUGAUGAAUUGGAUGCGCAACUUCCUCCCCUCAAGCAUUUCAUUCUACCAUCGGGAGGUGAAAGUGCUAUAUUUUUGCAUCAAUGCCGAUCGAUUUGCAGGAGAGCAGAAAGAGCAACAGUGGGAUUAGCAGAGAACGAAAAAGCUAAUCCGGCCGUUCAACGAUAUCUCAACAGGUUAAGCGAUUUCUUUUUCGUGGCUGCACGAUACGCUGCAAAAUCUGAUGGGGCAAUAGAGAAUUAUUAUGAGCAGCGACGAAAGGAUAAAAAGAGUAACUUGGUGACAAGAGAAUUGAAUGAAAGCACAAGCAGCAGCCAGAAUAUUCUUUAA
Messenger RNA from Ambispora leptoticha, 687 nucleotides. The record is from the annotation of a GenBank genome assembly. NCBI's taxonomy places the organism in Eukaryota, Fungi, Glomeromycota, Glomeromycetes, Archaeosporales, Ambisporaceae.